AUGCCUGAGAUCAGCAAAAUGAGUCCCUCACUCAGUUCUGGUCCAUUGAAGUCAACCUGGGGGGUCCUGAUCACUCAUGGAAUAACAAAUCUAAUGGGACCCAUCCAAAGUUUACCAAGUUCAUUGGCUUCAGGCAAAGGCCCUAUGAGAUUGAUGGAAGGAAGAAAUGACAUUGGUCCAAUUGGAGAUGAAUUGGACAUGUCAUGCAUGCUACUUGGGAAGGCAGUCCCAAAUGUAUUCAUUACUGGCACAGGAUGCCCAGGCAGCAUUUCAAGACCUGCAGAGCAGUGUCAUACUCCUGCAUUAGCCAUGCCUGUAUUGCAUACUUCUCCUGUAUCCCCUUUUGAUACCAAGGAUUCUGGCAAUGAAUACCAACCCCUCACACUCAGUCUUGCAGAUAUUGCAGCUACAAUGUCAAUGGCUGCAUCACACAUCCAAGCAUCUAUAUCUCAAUAUCAGAUGGAGGCUGCCAACACUGAGGAGCCUUCUGCUACUCAGAUCAUGCACUUUAAAGCCAGGCUGCAAUGGGAGAUCACUUACUCAGCUGCAAGGCACAUCAUUUCGGUUAUUCCAAACCUGGUUGCUCAUAUUCUUUAG
Messenger RNA from Suillus subaureus, 597 nucleotides. RefSeq lists its product as uncharacterized. The coding region runs from base 1 to 597 and encodes 198 amino acids. Lineage: Eukaryota; Fungi; Basidiomycota; Agaricomycetes; Boletales; Suillaceae. The transcript is spliced from 5 exons. The record is from RefSeq and is a predicted model, not a curated record.